Molecule: messenger RNA, 258 nt
Organism: Penicillium soppii
Lineage: Eukaryota; Fungi; Ascomycota; Eurotiomycetes; Eurotiales; Aspergillaceae
Exons: 1
Coding region: 1-258 (85 amino acids)
Source: RefSeq, a predicted model, not a curated record
AUGACAAUUAUCUUCUUGAAAUUCGCGGCAAACCCCGCCUCUGUGGAAAAUGUCAUCAUCGUCACUGACACUCUUCAAAAUAUGAAUCCAAAACUGAUGGAGACGGCUCGGACCCAAGACAGUAUCACACUUUCUUCUCCAGACGAAAGAGUCGAUAUCUACGGCAACAUCUUUGAAAAAUGGGCGUCUAUGGACCCUCCUAUCAUUGCAACUUACAACAUGUCGGGUGAUCCGUACCCCUUGCUGUCUGGCUUGUAA